AUGACCGCUGCAAAGCAGGCCGACUCUGCCGCUUCGGAACAGACACGCUCCCGCAAAAAGAUGUACAAGAAUUGUGAUCGUUGCCGUCAGGCAAAACGUGCCUGCUCUGCCCAAUAUGUUAGCAUCGCCGAGGCGCUCGCUAGCAAGGUUGCAUGCACCAACUGCAAGAAAAAGGGUCAAGUCUGCACCUUCAACAGCCUCAUCAACUCCUUCGGCGGCAUUCCCUUGGGUGGCCUCACCGGCGCUGCGUUUGCCGAGAGCUUGCAAGAGGCUGCACAUGCUGCAGUCCAGCCUGCAUCAUCAGCUUCCGACGCUCAGACGACGCAGGACGAGCUCAUGUCGCACGCAGAACUGAGCACCGCUGCGGCCAAAAGACCAAGAGACAGCCUUCGCGACGGCGGUCUGGCCGAUCAGCCAUCCAAGUCGCGCUCGUCGGCGAUCAGCAAUGUCAACGCUGCUUUCGAGGUUCUCAAUGGCGACUUUGCAGAUGCGCACAGUCGUGACGAUGACGACUAUUCAAGAGAGAGGGUUGCCAAGCGAAGAAAACCUUCCCCUACGCAGCACAGCGAUCCAACGUUCCAAUCCGGCCUCGAACAACCGGCCAGCAGUGCACUCGUCAUGAGCCGUGCACAGUCACCCUUCGCAUUUGACGACGAUGACGACCUGUUUGCAGCCUCUACACAGUCCAAUGCGUCGCUCUUUGAUAUCCUCGGCUUCGACAUCUGGGGCUCAGCACCUAGCGUUCGACUCGCACACAACGCAGAUCGCAUGCACCUCAACUCAGACCUGCUCAGUGUCUAUGAGGGCGCUGCCGAGUCGGCCUUCCGCGUCUGGGUCACAGACGCAACCACGCCAUAUUUGCUCUGCGCCGACUCGAUGAGUUCCUCCUCGGCAGCUAUGGCGCUCAACAAAAAGGUCUGCUUGUUGGACCAUGCCUCGAGACGCAUCUUCAAGACCGACAACGCUGCACGCAAUGUCGAAAAGCGCGUUUCGGACGCCUACAACGCCGUCCUGCUCGCGUAUGCUGCCCAGUGGCCUCGUCAUCGCUCCAGUCACAGCAGCAACGCGCAAUCCGACUGGAAACCGGACGAGGCACGCAUCCGCCUCUCGCUUUGGAAGCAGGCCAGGGAUAAGCUCAUGGACGCAGCCGACGCCUGGUCCUUCCGCAUCGUCUUUGCGCUUAUCCUCUUCGCUUGGACCGAGAAGCCGCGCGAAAUGCCAGACAGCGAGGCUUGGGACAAGGGAGAGCACGAAAUGCCCUCGCAGCUGCACAUCCCUUCGCUCGACGAGAACAGCGCGCUCGACUCUACCUCGUGGCAGAUUCCAGCAGAGGCGAGCACCAUGAUGCUUGCAACCGCGAUGCGCAAGCUCAAGGCGUUCCGACUCAAGAUCCAGCAACUCCGGCGCAAGGGCGUGGAUCUGUGGUCGUGCGAUGAGCCUGGUCUCGAGCCUAAUCAGAUAGCCCAUCGACAGGCAGAGGCGACACUGCUGGAGAACACAUACCACAAUCUCUACUGGUUCGGCUGUAUGAUGGACACCGAGCUCUCCGUAUUGCGCAAAUAUGAUGCCGUGAUUGGCGACGAAGAUGCCGACCUGACCGACCAGCUCUUGUCACCACAUCGCGCCAAUAGCCUGCGUCACCAGACGGAAAGCAUGUCCAUUUCCAGCGGUGUGACCGCCACCAAGCCUCUUCGCAAGAUCUGGGACGAGGUAAUUCCAGCAAACAGCCAAAAGAACCGCAACACCUUUGCCAAAAGCUGGCCAUGCAGCGAGGAAGACGCCAAGCGCACGCUCGCCUACGCCACACCCAUCAAAGUGCUGCUCUUCCGACACGUCGGGCGUUUGCAGUCGAGCUACUGGCGUCAGGCUCCGAGCGAGCUGAUCGAGCGUCAAAUCUCCCACGUCCUUUCGGUGGUGCGACACUGGUACGAGGUGUUUGCGCCCUUUUUUGCGAGCUGCAUCGCGCACCACGCGGACCUGCCUCCAUCGAUUCAAUCGUGGCACGUCAUAACCGCGACCAAAUGGAACCUCGCGGCCAUCCUGCUCGUUGAACUCGUGCAGACCAUGGACCGAUCCACUUCGGACCCGUUCAACAGCACAGACGAGAUCUUUGCCGAGCUUCGCUCCAAAGUGUGCAACCAGACCGCCGCCCUCAUCCACGCCAUCCAACAUUCAAGUCUUUCUGCGAAGACGCGAACGGCUCAAGCCGAACCGUCCUUCGACUUUAUCGAGUCGACCGGAAGCACUAUUCUACACAGCGAUCCCUGGCCCGAGAUCUCCAUUCACGGAUUUGCAUGCGUUGCCAAAUCCGAGAUCAAGAAUUUUGCCAGGCUGGUCGAACAGGGCAAAUGGGACGAGAUCAGGUGUGCCGAGCAUCGGAUCGAAAAGUGCAUCUGGGCGCUGGAGCAGCUGAGCAACCGUAGCAGCAUGGCCGUUGACGCUAGUGUCGAGGUCAGGAAGCUGCUUGAAUUGCAUUCUCCCUUGAGAAAGCAGGAGCAGGAGCAAAAGCAGCGUGAAGAAGAGACCCAAGCCGGCAUGGCCAUGAUGACCGACGACGUCUGGCAGUCGUGCCUCAAGAUCUUGAACGAAGGCGGUGCGAGCAACGACGCACCCUCAGCCUCGCUCGACACGCCCGAGCUGGUCAAUGGGUACGACCAUGCCGACUGGUCAAAUCUGACUCUGUCAUCUUCAACCCAGCCUAUGCUGUCACACACCGAUCGCAUGGGCGACGAGCUUUUUCUUGACCCACUAGCCACCGCGACCGCCGAGACGCUUACCGACGGUACCUCUUCACGUGCCUCCUCGAAUCACUCGCUCUCUCCUCCGCUCACCAGCGCCACAAUGGCUUCGCUGGACUACCCAAGCUCCCUAUCGAUCUCUCCUGGGACCUCCGCCAGGAGCACGACAACCUCGACGCUGCCGCAGCCCCAGGCGCCGACAGGUCCUUUCAAACAAGGUCAUGCUAGCGAUUUCGACGAUCUUGCCUUUGGCUCUAUCGGACCAGGCUUCGCCAUGGGCUCCGGCGGCGUGAUGGAUUCUACCUUCGACUCAUACCAACUUCGCGUCUGA
Messenger RNA from Pseudozyma hubeiensis SY62, 3069 nucleotides. RefSeq names its product C6 transcription factor. Gene Ontology annotation, biological process: regulation of DNA-templated transcription. NCBI's taxonomy places the organism in Eukaryota, Fungi, Basidiomycota, Ustilaginomycetes, Ustilaginales, Ustilaginaceae. Gene Ontology annotation, molecular function: zinc ion binding; DNA-binding transcription factor activity, RNA polymerase II-specific. The transcript has a single exon. The record is from RefSeq and is a predicted model, not a curated record. The coding region runs from base 1 to 3069 and encodes 1022 amino acids.